Drosophila ananassae is the source of this 447-nucleotide messenger RNA. RefSeq lists its product as uncharacterized. NCBI's taxonomy places the organism in Eukaryota, Metazoa, Arthropoda, Insecta, Diptera, Drosophilidae. The record is from RefSeq and is a predicted model, not a curated record. The transcript has a single exon. Bases 1 to 447 code for a protein of 148 amino acids.
AUGCGCCGCCAUCCGUCGCAGGUUUGUGGCAAGCCGGCUUCAAGGUGGCGCUUUAAGGUGGCGCCCCUCUUCAAGCCAAUACGCCGGAAUCUAUUUUCCGCCGGGGUGGACUUCAAGUGUUUCGUGGUCACCGUCCUCUAUAGUCGGCAGGGCAACAGGCGGUUCUUCCUCAACCUGUCGCGCCAUCACAGGCAGCUGCCGAAGGUCCUUACGACCACGUUGAACACACUCCGUUGGAAAAACUGGCACACCUUCUUCAUGCUAACCCCGGCCCGGGAAUUCCUCUACUGGCGACUCCGCUAUCCCAUGAAUCCCAUCAACGCACUAGACAGAGAAGCUACCUCCAGUCUGGAGCUAUGCCGGAAGAAGCUGAAGGUCAUUUGCAAGCCCAAGAGGUGGGAGGGCCAUGGAAGGAAGCAUCGGAACGCUCACAAUUCCAUCCUUUAG